AUGGCGCCGGCGGUCGCAGCGCGCAAGGCCCUGGCGGGGGCCCCCCUGGGCCUGGGCUCGGAUCUGGGCAGGCGUCGACCCGUCGUGGACUCCACCGUGUACGCCAACGCCCGCUCCAAGAACAUCGUCAUCAACCCGCAGAAGCAGGGGGUGAACAGCGUGAAGAACAAGGUCGUGCGCGAAAAUCUGCUGGGCCAGUCCAAGACGAUGGAAAGGAAGGGGUGGCUGGAUCCGCAGGGCCGCAAGGGCAAGGGCUUGGGCGUGUAUCGGUUCGCCAAGAAGUACGGGACCAACGUGGACGGCUACUCGCCCAUCUACACGCCGGACAUCUGGUCCAAGACGGGAGAGAGCUACGACAUGGGCCAGAACGGGCUGAUUAUCUGGGGUCUCUUGCUGGCGCUCGGGUUCUUCGUGGCGAUCAGGCUCGUCGUCGCGACCUCGGCUCUGUGA
Messenger RNA from Ostreobium quekettii, 450 nucleotides. NCBI's taxonomy places the organism in Eukaryota, Viridiplantae, Chlorophyta, Ulvophyceae, Bryopsidales, Ostreobiaceae. The record is from the annotation of a GenBank genome assembly.